Messenger RNA from Porites lobata, 10282 nucleotides. The record is from the annotation of a GenBank genome assembly. Lineage: Eukaryota; Metazoa; Cnidaria; Anthozoa; Scleractinia; Poritidae.
AGAGAAUCCAAGAUGGCUGACAUGGAGGAAGAUGAGGACAUAAGAGUCUUGGUAUUAAAAUAUAAAAAAUAGUCUUGUUAUUAGCUUUUUCGUAGCCCAAAAUGACUUAAUAAUAUUAUUAGUAAAUUUAUUUUAUAUCUUACCUACACAGAGGCUAGAAUUUGAGUGGUUGCUGAGAGAACAUGUGCCUAAAGUCUUGGCUCAGCUUGGUUCCAUACUGCAGGUAUUGUUAUUCCUUCCUCCUUCAUAUUGUAAUUGGAUUAUAUAGCCUUAAAGCUUUACUAGAAUUAUUUUACUUUAAUCAGGUAAGAUGGAGAGAGUCACUGGCACGGUAUUCAAUUUUGUGGUCAGAAAUGUGAACAAGGAUUGUUUCACAGUUAUGAUAUAAGUAGCAGCUACAUGCAAAAGAAUGCAGAAACUAAUUGAAUCAAGAAAACAUUACCAUCCUUCCCUUCCUCCAACAAAGAGAUAGAAAAGAAAAGAGAACUUUAAGUACCACAGUUCCCGUUGAGUUUUAUUUCUACAUUUGUUUGGUCCUUUUGUUUUUGUUUUUUUUUUUCUUGCUUACAUUUUGAGAUUUUUCAAGCUAAAACGUAUUUUUUAACAAGUGUGGUAAAAGGCAAAAACAUCAAAGGCUUAACUACAUAAAUUUUCUAGGUAUAUUUGUUGGGGUGGCUUGGUGGCUCGUAAGUCCUGGCUGACGAGUAACUGAGCCGUGGAGCCACUUAUAAAAUAUAUACCUUUCUCGUUGACUGACAAGCUAUCAGGCCACCGAGCCACAAAAAUAUAUAUCUUUACUUGCUCUUUAAAUUUGAUACUUUCAUCUCUUUUUUUUUUGUCUGUCGUAUACUUAUGUCUUAAACAUGUAUCUUUCUUGUUCUUUAAACACUUGUCAUAACUAGCGAGCCACCGGGCCACUUCUGUUUAAGACCUUAAAAUAUGGCCCUGUAUAAUAUAUGCUGUACAAUAUAUGCUUGGUCAAAUCAACUGAAAUGGAUUACCUUAAUUACGUAAUUAAGCUUCACAUGAAAUUUAAAGAAUUAUGUAGUUAAUUUGUCAGUCAAUUCUGAUAUUUUAUGGCCUUUACUUAUUGUCAUAUUUCAAAGGAAUGUUCCAAAUGCUUAAAACUCUCAAGCAUACCACCAAAAGGACCCACAGGAGAAAUUCAAGGUAGAGAGAAUUUGAUGGAACAGCUUAUUAUCUUACUCAAUGGGAUAUUGACUGAUUGUUGUUGAAAAUACUCAAGUGGUAAAAUAUUUUAGCUCAGCAAGAAAUUGAAGGGAUGGGUGGGAUAAGUAGAGUGCAAAACAGCCUGUAUUUUUGGCUAGUUCAAGAACGUGAGCCGUCAAAUGAAAGGUCCAGGGCAAGGGUAAAAACGAGGAUCGAGACUGGGUAGAGAUGGGCCAGAGAGACUUGUGCACUUCAUAGAAGAAUCUUUCAUACCCGCACUUCAUUUGUGCAUUCUGAACCAAUUGUGCGUGGAAAAGAUGUAUGAUUUGCAGUCUAUGGAAUGAGGCCCUAAGUAAGUCUUUUGGUCUGUUAAAUUCUACCUUUUUAAGAAAAUGUAAUGCAAUUUAGAAGGAAAAAUAAGCAGUUUAUCAAAUUUCACUGGGAAACUUCAAUUUUUUUAAAUUCAUAAUAAUUUUUUUGUCUCUAUACACUGCAAGCAGAGGUUUCUCUUUUGCAUGGCUUUUAGUGAUUACAAAGUCGUUUGCAUGGCUUAGCUUGACUGUCACGUGCCAGCUAUGUGACAGAAAAGCCACGCAAACGACUUCAUUAACCCUAAAAGCCAUGUAAGAGAAAAACCUCUGCUCGCAGAAUAUUGCCUCUAUAAAAUAUUUCCCAUUCAUCCAUUUGUGUUUUUUUCCUAGGCAUUUGUAUUUAUAGGGAGUAUACAUUACAGUCAUUUCAAAUGAAAUGUGUGUUACAAGUAUUUGAUAAAAUAUUUAAUGACAUUAUUCGGUUAUAUGUUAUGUUAUUUGACUGACAAUUAAGGGGAAAUAAAGACUCAAGAUUACUUCAUGCUGUCCACACCAAAGUAAGUUGAACAAUUUACAUAAAAAAUUAUAGAUUUUAAAAGGAAGGUUAAGGUGCAGAUGAGCCAAGGAGGUUCACAUAACCAAAACCAUGAGAGACCAAUAUUUAUUUUCUGUUAACAAUACAUAAUCAAAAGAAAAGAUAACGAGAGUUAAUAAAAUGAUCAGCUAAGGGAAAGUGCUGUGAUCUUAAAACAAAUUCUCUUAACUAUUCUUAAAAGAAAUGUGAGGAGAUUAGUCGGGAGAAUUUGUGUGUGGAUUUUGGGGUUUAAAGAGUUAACCUUAAACCAGUUUCUGAAGCAUGGAGUACCAAAGAGUAUUGCCCCUUCUCCAGAGAUGGGACCUGAUCGAAGCAAGGCCAUCAGCCCAGCAGUCUGUCCCAAGUAUCCAUUUACAGAGAUAUAGUCGAGCAAGGAAUUUAAAUGCCAAAGACAGUGCUCGAUUCACAUGAUUAUUUGAAUUUAUUACAGUAACUACUUGUUCUAUUUUGUAUUACAGUAGUGACAUGCUGAAAGGCUAUGUUGCUGUUGAAGGGGAAAAUAUUUCAAAAGCUGUGAGUAAACUGCCAAAAUAUUAAAUAAUGGUAUUAGCAUAGGUAAUAGCAUGAUUAGUAGUGAUAUUUGGCAUAAAUACCAUAGGUGAUAUUUUAUUUGUUAUACGUAAUUUCAUGAGCCGUUAGGCGAGUGAAAUUUGAGACAAUUUUGAAAUAUCACGAGUGGUAUUUAUGCCAAAUAUCACGUACAAGGAUUUGUGCUCUGUUUCACAGACAGACUUAUCUAGAGUUUAGUUUCAUGUGUGGCACAGACUAACUUACCAUAGCCUGCAUGGCAGGCUAUCCCCUAUCCCCUAUCCCCUAUCCCCUACCCCUUUCGACGCCUGCUACGCAAUCCCCCUCCCCUUUUUCCCUUCCUCCCUAUCCCCUAUCCCCUACCCCUUUCGACGCCUGCUACGCAGGCUAAACUUACCAAUACUACCCUCAAGCUUGACAAACAGUUUACUACUGGUGUAGCUCCGUUAUUCCUCCUAGGAUACAGCAAAGUAGACUUUUUAGUCAUCUCCAAUGUGUAAGCAACUGAGUAAUGUAACAUGCAACGUUUUAAACUUAAUUGUGACUGUGUUCCCAUAGUUUAAAGCUCUUCUUAAACAAAAAAGAAAAUAGUCUAUUGAGACAUUUAAAUUUUGGUGUUUCAUCAUCUUCAUUUUUCUUUGUCUUUUUCCAUCCACACUGUCAGGACCUCAAAUUCAAACUCCCCAAAGUUUCUAGUUCUGGAUUUCGUGUAUUUGUAAGAGAACGAUUACCAUGGAAGUUAAAACAGGUGACAAAAAAACCCUUUUGCUGUUUAUAAUAGUAGCAAUAAUAAUAAUAAUAAUAAUAAUAAUAAUAAUAAUAAUGUGAUUAAUAAAUAUCCAAACUCAAGUGCAAUUUCCUGGAUAAGAGCUUAAGUAUCUUUAUCAUCGUCACUCUACAAUACUAUGCUUGAGAGGCUAAAGAUCCAGAAGGUGACAGCUAGACUUUGUUGACUCAGAUGUACAGAUCGAAAACAUUAGGGCCUGCCCAAAUUAAUCUUUCUUUUUUUAGAAACAUUUGAAAGAAACUUUUUAAAGGUAGAGGCUGAUAGACAUAAUGGAUGGUUUUGUCAUGCACAUGUUUUACAACGAAUUUAUAAUAUAUAUUUUUCAACUAACUCCUAUGCUUUUAGUUUUGAGAAUUUCAUGCAUGUAUAUGGCAAGGAACUAUAAUAUUACCCUACUGCAUUUUUUCUUCGUUUUUGUGUAUAAAUAUCCAAACAUUUUAGUGUACCAUCUAACUUUGUUUUACGGUUGCAAAUUUAUACAUUUAGAUCCAGGAUGCUAUUAACUACUUACAACUUGCUAUUGAUAAAGUUCAAGAAACUAAAGCAAAUUGUAAUUUCUCUUCUGGACAAGAAAUUGGCAAGGUAUUUUAAUAUUUAAUAUGUCAUAUGUUUGAACUGUGUUUGAUGUGAAAGAAAGACAGGGGAAAGUAAUGCGAUAACCUUCAAUGAAUUAUGUUAUUUUAAAAAUUUUAACAGUUUGUUAGGCCCUAAUCCCUUCUACAAAUUAUUGGUGGAAAAUCCUCGUAAAAUGUUUCUUUCUGGGUUUCUUUUGGUUGAUUCUCAUCUAUGUGAUUUUCUAAUUUAUUUUAUUUACAUUAAAUAUCAGCAGUAGUUUCUUUUUCCCAAAUAAUUUGUAUUUGGUUAUAGUUCAUAGGUAUUAUUCACAAAAUCAUUUACCAGUUCUUAAUAUUGUUGUUUUCUUUAUGACAGGUUGUAGAUGAAAUAACAAGUUUUUUGACCAAGGGAAAAACAAGGCUGUCUUUGCCUGAGAGGACACCUGUUUUAGAUAUGUUAACAUCUGGAGACCAAGUAAAUGUUACUUGUUUUUUGGCAGUGCUAACGGUGACAGAAGAAUGGAAGCCCAAACAUAACGGGGGGUGGGAAAAGGAUUGUUAGGAAAGAGAGAGGAAUUUUUUGACUGCACUAAGUCUGAAACAUUGAUGGAGAGUGUCUUUGUUUAUUGUCAAAAAUAGACUUCUAUUCAGACUCACAAGAGAAUAGUAUCUCUCCCUAAGAUUUCAAGUUGCAGGGCAUAAAGAAUUAGUAGGCAGUCAGCUGAGUAGCUUCAACCAGUUGCAAAAGUACUUGAGACACUGUUUCGUAUUUUGGCAUAAAUGGCCUGUCCAUGUUCUUGUGCUUGUGAUCCCCCCUCCACCCCUUAUCAAAGUUGCUAGCAAUACAAGACUAUGCUCAAAACUUGGAGGAACAACUUUGAAUGGGAGGGAGGAGGGAGGUCAGUAUUAUAUCUCACAGACUUGUGACCAGCAGGGAUUUGAAGCAAGAAAGGUCGUUUUUUCGUGGGAGUGUCUCAACACUUUUGCAACUGGUUGUAGGAACUUCUUUUAGUGCUAUUUCCUGGCAAUUGUAGAUUGAAACUAAUGUGAUGAUGUCAGCAUGUUUCCCCAAAAUAAAUUGAUCUUCACACUCUUGGCACAUUACACUUGUAUCUACUAGAUUAUAAUUUAUUUAACCCUUUCAGCGGGUGUUCAAGCCUGGUAUGCCAGAUGAUGUGGUCGCAUAUUUCUGUCUCAAUGGCGACAAACUCGUUCUGUCAGUCUACACCUUAACAACCCUCCCUGUACCACCUCAAAAUAGUGUAAGUUUAUUUCAACAUAGUUAUUGUAAAGUUGUAUUGAAAUGAAAAACAAAAGUGUGCCAACUCCACAUGAACAGGAGCCAAAAUUAAAAAGACAUCCUAAGCUACAGUAGGAUAUCUCUUAAGAUUAUGCUUUCGUACUAUACAAUGGCCCUGGUGUUUGUUUUGAGACAAUACUUGAGGUACAUCUAUAAACUUUGUGAAUCCAGCACCUGGCUUGCAAAGGUUCAACAUUUUCCCCUUACAAUGUUUCUUGCUUUUGACAUAGCACUAAUCAUAGCAAUGUUCAGGGUUUAUGUCACUUAAACCCUUCUAUAGCAAAUUCUCUGCAACUGUGUGGAGUUGUUGUAUGUUAGUACUGGAGGAGUUGCAGCUGAAAGGAAACUGAUACCUUAACACCAGACCCAAGUUCCGGAGAAAGCAAACCUUGCCUUAUUUUCGACCCAACUGGUUAAAAUCUCUACUUUAUUUUUAGAAAAUUUUAAACACUUUGUUAAGAAAUUGCCUUCUCUAGAUUUAAUGCAUUGUAAUUUUUUUAGUACUUUUGCUGGUUUUUAAUUCCUUUUUUAGCUUUUAUGGUUUUAAUUCUUAAUUAUGUAAAACUGAAAUAGUUUUUAUUACUCUUUAAUUUUUCACACAACCACAUCAGUGUUGCUCUAAUCUUAUCGUGUAUACAUAAAAUGCUUUACUUUUUUUAAAUUACUUAUUUACUUACUUCCUUUCUCAUCACAACUUUCUUUUGUAGUAGUAAUUAUUUUAUUUAGAUGUCAAAUUUCAGGUGUUUGUUUACUCUUUAGAAACCUCCCCAGGAUAAUGACCCUGUUGGACAAACAUUGUGAGUAAUUUCAACGAUAAUCUUUUACAAUCUUGUGUAAUAUUUAAUAGUAAAAAUUUGUAUUGAAAUCUAUCCUUUUCACUGUUCAUGCACAUUUAUCUGAUGUGCAAGGGCUUCAUUUUCAAGGUUGUAGGGAUUGUUAUUUUUGUUCACUGAAAUGUGUUCUUCUUAAAAUAUAGCUUAAGGGGAAAAGAAAAACAAUUUUGUAGUAGUAGCUCUGCCAAGCCAAACUUUGGCCUGAGUCACAUUGUUAUUAAGUAGUAUUAUAGUUUCAACCACCAGCCCUCAUCAACAGUGCAUCUCUAUGAUACUUCUUUCCUCAGGAUCUUGUAAAAGUACCCUGUGAACUAACUGCAUUCCAGGGGUCUUUUAACAUCUCUAGGCGUUGGAAAGAAGAGAGACCCUGGGAACAAGUUUUUUUUUUUUUUUUUGAAGUUUAAAAUUUUUUUAAUAACAACAAAAGAUAAAACUACGUAUCUUAUGUUACAAUAAAACGGAAGAUAAAAAACUAUGAUAAAAAUAUCUACAUAUAUAUAUAUAAUUAUAUAUAUAUAUUAAAAAAGUAUGUCAUUACAAUAAAUGGAGCUUAAAAAUCAACCUAUUUACAAAGGAGUUCAUAAAACGCUGUGUAUUAAUUUUCGGACGCGCGCAGCCUUUUGUCGUAGGAUUGUGUACACAAGUCUUCUGGACAGGAAUGAUAUCUUUCAGGGGGUGGCAAUCGGUUGAUAUUCAUUUCUUUAAAUGUUUCGGUCUUGUUUAUUUAAAAGAUCCUUGAUAGAAACUGGAAAUGAAAUAAAACGGCGUUUAUGGCAUCGGUCUAAAAGAUUUUGUAUAACCGUGAGAUCGGACUCCGAUGCCCCAUAGACUGAAAGCGCAUAGCUAAAAUUAGGUAAAACAAUAGAUAUAAAAAGGUGAUCUAUCUCUGCCUGAGAGUAGUGUUCUGUUCUUAGUGUUCGUAGGACGUGUAAACACUUGUUUGCUUUGACAAGCUUGGUUCUUACAUGCUCAUUAAAUUUCCCGUUACUCUGUAGAGUUACUCCUAGUAAAACGAAGCUAUUACAUUGAGGAAUAUUGUUAAUUGGAGAGUAGAGUACAUUGUGAUUUUUCUUUCUAACAACAAGUUUGCAUGUAAACAGGGCACCCAGUUAAGAUUGAGUAAGCGAAUCAGGCCUCCUUCAUCCUUCGCACUUCUUAUAAUACUUGCAACUUCUCACCUUUUUGUGCUAUGCCUAUAAGGACUGUUUACAUGCUUUGGAAAAGUGACCAUCCACUUCAACCGCCAUCACUAUGCGCUUGACUUUAUAACCGCGAUUAUUUUUUUUCCUCAUGCAGUGAGUUCAAUGGGAAAUGGAUGGAAAUCACAAGUCACUUCGAGGUAAUUUUUGGAAACCAACUUUAGUGUUAUCAACUGAAUGAAUGUUGUCUGAACACUUUUUUGCACAAUAAUGCACCAAAAGUCUUAUUAUACGCAUUUCUAUCAGUGUUCUAGGAAAAACUGUUCUGAGGUCUUCCGCCCAUUGCUUAAUACACCCAUGAGACCAGAGGACUUUUUUAUUAAUAUUUACCUGUAUACUUUGCAACUAAAAUUGUUACCACCUAAAACUCGCAUGCUGCGCAACACGAGAUGCGUUUCGGUUGAAAAAGCAAGUCGCGCGUGUAAACAGUCGGCACUUCCGGCGCGAGUUUUCGUAGCCAAAUGGAGGCUAAUUCGACGACCGUUUUGCAGUCUGCAACUCCAUAUUCCGCAUAAAAAAAUAAAAAUUUCUAUCUGCCAUACUUGUUUACAAGCAGUUGCGUAUGCUUAUUGCUAAAGAUGCUCUUCAAAAACAUUUUUUCAUAAAAUCUCAGGCCGAUUGCGGUGAAAUUACCGCUCACGUCGCGCCACAAACCACGCCGCAAAAUCGCCCUUGUAAACCGCCCUUAAACAUUUUAACUUGCUUUCAACCACAGAUAACCGCUUAAAUGUGCAACGGCAAGUAAUGGAGAAAUGUAUUAGCCUUCAAUCGGUUUCAAAUCUGCACAAGUUUAAAUAUUCUUCUCAGUAAAAAAAAAACCCUGAUGUUACAUAUUGUCAUUACUUACAUUCAGCAUAGCUAAUCGAGGGUGGCCGGGGCAGUCUGGGAAGGAGAGAGGGAGAGGUAAAGUUUAGUAUUGGUCACUUUAAGGUGUGAGGUUCUUAGGGGGACGAUUUCGCUUCUUUUACUGGCUUUUACGAAGUUACACAGGUGUAACCGGUCAAGUCACCCGAAAGACAUCUCUUCUGAAGUGUAUGUCGCCCGAAUGUUUCAGUUAUGUCGCUCGAAUUCUAUCAGGUGUAGUAUACAGAGAAACAAAGUUUAAUAAAGAGUGCGUGUAAUAUAUCUCGUUCUUUUAACCAUCAUGAGAUAAAACAAGCGGGAUAGAUGUAAAACCUACCUCGUUCUUUAAGCGAUGACGAGACGAAACAAUCGGGAUACUUGAAAUACAUCUCGCUCUUUAAGCUUUGAUGAAACGACACAAGCGCGAGAAAUGUGUAAUAGGUAUGUCAGAGUGUUGUUGAGCACGAUAAAAUUUUGGGCGACAUAUCUUCGGGCGACUUGAGCGUAAACCUACGAAAGGAACCUUGAUCAACCUUGAUCGUUUUUCCUCUUUUUGCCAUAGGUUGAUUGUUCAAUUCCCAGAUUAAGUGACUCUGUGCUGCUAAUUGGAGCAGCAUUACGGCUCUGCCAGCAAUUAAAAGAUAAGGUUUGGAUCAUUUCUUUGAAUUAUAACGCUAAAGUGAGAUGCCGGUUCUCACUGAUGCACGUGGAGAUUUUGUGAAAGAAAAUCACCUCUGGUUGACUUUGGUAAAGUGAAUAUGCAGAGAUGUAGUUACUACUAAACUGCUGUUAGGAUCUUUAUCAUCAAGAAAUUAGACAGCUCAAACAACGGUGACAGCGACACCAAGGGCAACGAGACCGACAAAAAAGCAAUACGUUUAGUGAGCAAAACGACAACUCAGCAUGUGCUUCACACUUUUUAGUAAAUUUCUUUGCCGUCUCUGCACCGCUACGAAGUGAAACUUCCUUGUUUCGUGUGGGAAGUGAUGACGAUUUUCGUUUUUUUUUUUCUUCCGCACGUGGGUACAGCCCGCAAGAAUUUAGCCGGCGAAGGCAGACGUAUCUCCGGUUGUCUCUUCACUGCCCCCAAGCGACAAACGGAAAUACGUCUGAAUGUUAGGCUAUCAAGAAUUGAACUCCAAAAACUAACAGCAUGAUUGCAUUUUUAAGCGACGUUUUCGCUGGCGUCACCGCCGUUGCAAAAGUCCCUGAUCAUGUAGCUUGCGCAGUAAGCGUUUGCGCGCGAGUUCUUUGCUGAUAUUAUGAAGAAAAGAAAAAAGUGGGGCCGUGGUUGUGAUAAAAUGAUGUUGUUGACAGUGAUGCUGAUUCUGUUUUUUUCAACUCGUAAUAUUGAAGUUUAAAGAACUUAACCUGUUCCUAGUGUCCUACCUGAGCUGUUGCUUUUUUAAAAAGACAAAAAAAUGUGUCACCUUGUAAUACUAAACAAGGAUCAGAGUCAAUUUGCGCGCUCAUGGUACCCCGCACCUCGCUCAUUUCCAGUCGUUCCCGUUGAUUCGCGCGUCUUUUAGAAAAAUGCAUGUUAACAGUGUUUAAGGUUGAAGAGGUUGAAGACUUUUUCAUUGCUUUGGCCAAAACGACAACUUUUAUUCCUUGCUAGUUUUGUUGCUGUUAGCUUAAUAAGUUUAGUUUUGUUUGCUAUCUUUUCCUUUUCAGUUUGCAGUGUUUUCCGUUCUUGGUUCAAGAUGAUUUAGGUAACUGGCAAAAGUUGUAAAGGCCUUCCGAAGAAUUAAAAAUUUUGAACAGCAAAUGGACUAUUUAUUGCUGCAUUAAAUUAACAAUACACUAAUGAAGCAUUAAAAAAUGACUAUUAUUCCGCUAAUCAACGUCCUGAUGUUACACGGGAAAGUUAUCGUUACCGUAGCCUAAAUAGCGUGUAGUGCAGGAGUGAUAUAUUCAUUCAGGCGAACAAGCGUUUAGUAUUUCUUGUAUUUAGUCUCUGCCUGGAAUUUGAAAAGAAGAGGUAGACUGGGGACAGUAGAAAGUGCGAUCGUUGGGGUGGACUAGAGGGGUUUAGAAAUUCUUGUCUGUCUACCUCGCCCCUUUUGCCAACCCUCUGUGUGGCGUUCGUCAAGCAAAGUUAUAAUGAUUUCCUCCAGAAAAGAUAUGAAUUGUAGACUAUAGACAAAAUAUCCCAAAGCAUU